AUGGAACGGCAGGCAACUGGUGAAGUUCGUCAAGCUUGCGCCAAGCAUACAGCUGAGCUGAAGGGACGAGUGCUCACCUGCGGGGAGAGGUAUCUGCAAGACAGGAUACUGGUAGUUCUGCGGGCGGUGCCGGACUGCGGGACGUCGGGAAGUGAAAGCGCACGCGCGGGAUAUGUAGACGUACAGGACAAGGACACCAGGAGCGUGCAGGAGCUGCAGAGAGUGCGAAGUUCGUCAAGCGCGUGCCACGUAGACAGCUGGGCUGGAGGGAUGCUUGCUGACGGGCGAGAUGCUGUGGUGGUGGGUAGUCUGCAGCGAAAGGGACUGGGGGUGGACUGGUUGGCGGCGUUUGACGUUGAUUUGUGUGGGAUGGGGUCACGGGAGAGGCAUAUGCAAGACAGGAAGCUCGUAGGUGUGCGGGCGGUGCCGCGCUGGGCGAUAUUCGCCAGGGAGCGCGUAUGCGUGUCAUAUGUAGGCGAACAGGACGAGGGCAGGGCAGGCGUGGAGGACUUGCAGAGAACAGCUGAUCUGGAGGCGUGCGUGCUGCCGGGUGGUAUGAAGAGGAUGCGGUGGUGGCGUGUAGCGUGCAGAGAAGGGGGUUUGGGGGUAGUCUGGUUGGUGACGUCUGGGGUUGAGUUGUGCGGACUGGGGUCAGGGAAGAGGCAUCUGCAGGACAGGAAGCUCGCAGAGGAGAGACGAGUGCAAGACAGGGAGCUUGUAGCUGUGCAGGCGGUGCCGGUGCCGGACUGCGGUAUAGCGGCAAGGCAAUGCGUGUGCACGUGA
Messenger RNA from Eimeria mitis, 783 nucleotides. RefSeq lists its product as uncharacterized. The transcript is spliced from 6 exons. NCBI's taxonomy places the organism in Eukaryota, Apicomplexa, Conoidasida, Eucoccidiorida, Eimeriidae. The coding region runs from base 1 to 783 and encodes 260 amino acids. The record is from RefSeq and is a predicted model, not a curated record.